CGUCACCCAGCCUGCACUGGGACAGCUAAGCAGGCUCAGACUGGGAGGGACAUUCUGGGGGACAAUCCCCUACUUUGCACUGGCACACAGGAGGAAAAGGGCCGUAGGCAGAUCAUAGAGUAGGUAGAUAUUGUGUCUGAUAGAACAGAGAUUAAAUAUAUCAGGAGGAGUGAGGGGACCAGUUCAUUCUGGAGGUAAGAAUAUCACUGGAGAAAGUUUUUAUACUAGGAAAGAGAGAGUUAAUUCGUCUGCCAGGAGACAGGAACAGGGGACUCCAUACCCACAGAGAAAGAAAGUUUAAUUGGGAGAGAGAGUUUAACUGAUCCGGGACAGGAAAGAGAAAAGAUUCACUGCAGAGUUUUACCAGGUAACAGAGAGAAUUUCUUGGGAGAAACCAAGAGAACUCCCCAAGCCUUCCCUCCUCUUCAAAACUGCACUGAUUAAUUUGCCUCGGGGAAGUUCUUGGAGCAAUGAAUAUAUUCCGGAUCCUGGGAGAUGUCUCCCAUUUGCUGGCUAUGAUCAUAUUACUGGUCAAAAUCUGGAGAUCCAAGUCCUGUGCUGGUAUCUCCGGGAAGAGCCAGAUCCUUUUCACUCUUGUCUUCACGACCCGCUAUCUUGACCUGUUCACCACCUUCAUCUCACUCUAUAACACCGUGAUGAAGGUCAUUUUCUUGGUGUGCGCCUACAUCACAGUGUAUAUGAUCUACGUGAAGUUCCAGAAAACAUUUGACAGAGAGCAUGACUCUUUCCGUCUGGAAUUCCUCUUGGUCCCCGUCACAGGCUUGUCAUUUCUGGAGAACCACAGCUUUACCCCCUUAGAGAUCCUCUGGACCUUCUCCAUCUACCUGGAAUCAGUGGCCAUCCUUCCUCAGCUCUUCAUGAUCAGUAAGACAGGGGAGGCAGAGACCAUCACGACCCACUACCUCUUCUUCCUGGGUCUCUAUCGUGCGCUCUACCUUGCCAACUGGAUCUGGCGCUACCACACAGAGAAUUUCUAUGACCAGAUUGCCGUGGUUUCUGGGGUGGUACAGACCAUCUUCUACUGUGAUUUCUUCUAUCUCUACGUCACUAAAGUCCUGAAGGGAAAGAAGCUAAGUCUCCCAAUGCCCGUCUGAAAACAGCACCACACAAGAAGUUCCUGCAGAUGCAGUUCCAAGAUCACAGCUUUCUUCUUCUGCCCCACAUUGACAAAAAUGGCAUCUCAACUCAGCGCCAGUAAGAGAGUGUGGCUUGGAUGGCUGAUAAGCUCUUGAUCUGCGUAGGGCUUUUCCUUAAAUGUGUGCUAGUGUUUUUUUCUUAAGUGAAUUUUGUACUGGUGAAUGGUUCUGGCUAGUGACUGAAGUCCUCUAUUCUCAUAGUAGAUACAGAAGUGCAAGCUUUAUUCUCUCUUCUCUUUUCCUCCCCCCACCCACUUCCAAAAUCUGCCUUAAUCCUGACCCUAAGGGAUCACCUCAAGGAGUGAAAAGUUUGGUUUCCACAGCCUAUUUUUUAGUCUUUCAAAGACUGCCAGCUGUAAAACAGUUGCUCAGUUCUUAGCAAACAGGUACCCAAAACACCAAAAACCACCAGUCGAUUUCAUAUUGGGAAAACAGUGGCAGACAGACCACUUACAAUUACUGUCAUGUGUUUGCAGUGGUCUUGCAGCCAUGUGAUUACUGCCACUUAAGCCAAUAUGAACUGGUAAUCAAAGAGGUGCAAUUCCCCAUAUCCCAGUCUAUCCAGGCCCUGUAAUAUUUUUAAGGGAACAUCUUUCCAUUAAAAUGGCAAGGAUUACAUCUGAAGACCUUUCAAUAUUGUAAAUAUUCAAACAUUCUGCUCUACUCAACCCCUUUCGAUCACAGUCCCUGAUGUUCUGAUAGCAUUUUUAUUAAAAUAUAUUUGGUUGCUGACA
This is a messenger RNA of Malaclemys terrapin pileata, 1891 nucleotides long. RefSeq names its product KDEL endoplasmic reticulum protein retention receptor 3 (gene KDELR3). The record is from RefSeq and is a predicted model, not a curated record. Lineage: Eukaryota; Metazoa; Chordata; Testudines; Emydidae. Bases 471 to 1115 code for a protein of 214 amino acids. Gene Ontology annotation, molecular function: ER lumen protein retrieval receptor activity. Gene Ontology annotation, biological process: protein retention in ER lumen; endoplasmic reticulum to Golgi vesicle-mediated transport. Gene Ontology annotation, cellular component: membrane; endoplasmic reticulum; cis-Golgi network. The transcript is spliced from 5 exons.